Acanthosepion pharaonis is the source of this 750-nucleotide messenger RNA. The record is from the annotation of a GenBank genome assembly. Lineage: Eukaryota; Metazoa; Mollusca; Cephalopoda; Sepiida; Sepiidae.
AUGUCUCUUCUGCUCUCUUUCUACCCUCUCUACUGCUCUCUCUCUCUCUUUUGCUCUCCCACUCCCCUGAUCUCUCUUCUUCUCUAUCUCUUCUUCUCUCUCUAUCUCUAUUCUGAUCUCUCUCUCCUGCUAUAUCUUCUGCUCUCCCUCUCCCCUGCUCUCUCUAUCGCUCUUCUGAUCUCUCUCUUCUACGCCUUCUCUUCUGCUCUCUCUAUCUCUUCUGCUCUCUCUAUCUCUCUUCUGCUCUCCCACUCCCCUUAUCUAUCUUCUCCUCUCUCUAUCUUCUGCUCUCUCUAUCGCUCUUCUGAUCUCUCUCCUUCUCUCUCUCUCUCUCUCACUCUUCUACUCCCUCUCUCUCUUUUCCGCUCUCCCGGUCCCCUGCUCUCUCUUCUGCCCUCUCUGUCUCUCUUCUGCUCUCCCACUCCCCUGUUCGCUCUUCUCUAUCUCUUCUGCUCUCUCUCUCCUGCUCUCUCUUCUGCUCUCCCUAUCCCCUGCUCUCCCUAUCCCCUGCUCUCCCUAUCCCCUGCUCUCCCUAUCCCCUGCUCUCUCUAUCGCUCUUCUGAUCUCUCUCACUUCUGCGCUCUCUCUUUCGUCUCUCUCUUCUCCUCUCUCUAUCUCUUCUGCUCUCUAUUUAUUCUGCUCUCUGUAUCUCUUCUGCUCCCUCUCUUUUGCUCCCUUUCUUCUGCUCUCCCUCUCCCCUGCUCUCUCUUCUCCUCUCUCACUCUUCUCAUCUCUCUAUCUCUCUUCUGA